ACCUUCCCCCCAAAGUCUGGUAUUUUACUGAUCUUUUCAUCUCUGUUCAAACUCUGGCAAUUAUUUACUGAUUUUCUAUUCAAUUUUCUGAGCAAAAUCUGGUACUUCUACUGAUUUUAUUUUCAAUUUCCGUUCAAGGUUAGUCAAAUUGAACCCAGAUUUUUUCACUCAAAUGCACAAACUAAUCUUAUCUGAUGAUUUCUGAGCAUUCUUUACAAAUUUCUACUUCCUUCAAUGGGGGCGUUAACGUUCAAUAGGAAGCGAGGUAACGAUUUUUUCUCUUCAAAUUACAAAACCCAAUUUUCAAAUCCUUCCAAUUUCGACCACAUUUCAAAAAAACCCAAACUUUCUAUAUAUCAAACCCUAAAUCCACCAAAAUCAACUGUGCAACGGUUUUUGAAGUACCCGGAUCCAAUUAACCCGAUCCGAAGACAAGUUCAUGCUCCAUGUAGGAAAUCAAGAUUUGGGUCUAAGUGUAUUUCAGCAAAUUCAGCUCCUGAAAUGGGUAAUUUUGUAUCAAGAGUGUACGAUGAAGCUAAGAAAAGUGCUUUUUAUAGUUUAAGAUGUUUGAAAAAAGUUAAGGAAGUGAUAUUUAUUGAUGAUGAUGAUGCUAAAAAGGGUGAUUUAGAAGCUGGGGUUUAUGAAAAGAGUGGUUUUUAUGGUAAUUUAGAAGCUGGGGUUUGUGAAAAAAAUAAUUUUUUUGGUAAUUUGGAAGGUGGGGUUGGUGAAAAAAGUGUAAUUUUGAGCCAAGAGGGGAAGGAGACUAAUGGGGCUGUAGAAAUUUUGGAUGGUGUUGAUGGUAAGGAUUCGUCGGUGGUAACUGCGGGUUUGGAUGAUGGAAAUUUGAAGGAAGAGAGUGUAGGGAAGAUGUUAGACACACUAGCGUUGAACCCCACGUCUGAUUCUGCUUUCUAUGUCCCUUUGUAUAAGAAAUUGCUUGGUUCAGUGGGGAAAAUGAAUGAUAAGUUGAAAAGACUGCAGUUUCAGAUUGGAUAUAAUGAGAAGUGUCUCGAAACGUAUAGUUUGUUGCGGCCUCAGAAGAAAGGAGAACAUGUUAAACAGGAUGUGAUUUCAGAACCAUUUGUGCCUCUCACUGAGGAGGACGAGGCUGAGGUAUUGCGUGCUCUAUCUAAAUCCAAUCGGUAUGGUUUAUACACAUCUCAUUUUGUAUGA
Molecule: messenger RNA, 1173 nt
Organism: Nicotiana tabacum (common tobacco)
Lineage: Eukaryota; Viridiplantae; Streptophyta; Magnoliopsida; Solanales; Solanaceae
Source: RefSeq, a predicted model, not a curated record